This is a messenger RNA of Saccostrea echinata, 1358 nucleotides long. Its product is annotated as 5-hydroxytryptamine receptor 4-like. NCBI's taxonomy places the organism in Eukaryota, Metazoa, Mollusca, Bivalvia, Ostreida, Ostreidae. Gene Ontology annotation, cellular component: membrane. Gene Ontology annotation, molecular function: G protein-coupled receptor activity. The coding region runs from base 324 to 1358 and encodes 344 amino acids. The transcript has 3 exons. The record is from RefSeq and is a predicted model, not a curated record. Gene Ontology annotation, biological process: adenylate cyclase-activating adrenergic receptor signaling pathway.
CCAGAAAUAAAAAAGAAUCAAGCGGUGUGUCGAAUUGCAAUUGUAAUUUUUUCCCCUAAAGUUUGCAGAGUGAUUUACAUUUGUUGGAGUCUUACUGGAUUUCGUAGCUUAUCAAUAGAGCCAGUUUAAAAGAUUAUAUUGCCAUUUUAUACAACAUAUAUUGCUUCUUCUGUCAGCAGUAAGUGAUAAGGAAUUUGUUGAACAUCACAUUUUGCAAAAAGAACAAGCAAGUGAUAACAAGGAUAAGCAAUUUCUAUUGGAAGGGAAACCGCAACAUUAAUAUUUGAAUUACCUGUUGUGUUUGUCAUCUAUUGUCUGCAUGAAUGUAUUUAGACGUGAUGUUGCUGCAUCUUCAUAAUGGCACCGUGUUGCCAGACGCAACAGUGUUGUGUAAUGGCACUCAGGCGAGAGGAGUACUAUCUGGUAAUGCUUUUCGUAUUCCAGUUAUUGUGAUACUAUCAUCUGUCCUUGGACUAACUAUUUUUGGAAAUGUACUUGUCAUUAAAGUAGUGACAAAACGUCAUCAAUACAAACAAAGAACCAAUCUUUUUGUAAUUUCUUUGGCUGUCGCCGACCUUUCUGUCGCCAUUUUUGUAAUGUCGUUCUCUAUUUUACAUUUGUGCAGUGAUUUUGAUUGGUUGCACCACAAUACAACGUACUUAAUGUACUGGGGACUAGACGUACUGUUCACAACAACGUCGAUUCUGCAUCUAACGUGUAUGACGGUUGAUCGUUACGUGGCGGUUACGAAGCCAUUUAAGUACUAUCAAAUAAUGAAGAAAAGAAGAGUAUCAUGUCUGCUUUUUCUGUGUUGGUUUUUGCCUGUUUUGAUUUCUUUUAGUCUUAUGAUGAUCAAGUUUAACCAAAUUAGUGUCCGUUCAGAGAACUGUCGCAUAACGCCUAUAUUAAGAGUGAAUGCUCUCGGUGCCAUUAUUGCAUCAGUUGCUUCCUUUUAUUUACCCGUCAUAUUCAUGAUUUUCUGCAACGUAAAAAUAUUCAGAUUCAUAAAAAGUAGAGGAAGGAAACUCCAUGAACUCACCUCCAACUAUGUCAAAGAUGUUCACCGGGAACAACAAAUACAGAAGGAAGUGAAAGUCGCGCGGACGAUUGCUAUACUUUUAGGAUGUUUUCUCAUGUGUUGGCUUCCAUUUUUUACUGUGAACAUUUUGGAACCUCUGUUUGCUUAUGAAUUACACGAAGGAGCUUGGGUAGUGAUCACGUGGUUAGGUUAUAUUAAUUCUACAGUCAACCCUUACUUAUACUACUUAUAUUCAUAUUCACAUUAUUGCCUUGCAGAACAAACUGUGCCACCCUCCUCUUCAAUGGGUUUUCUUCUCCUAGGCUCGUUUUCCCCCUGA